Solanum stenotomum is the source of this 718-nucleotide messenger RNA. RefSeq lists its product as uncharacterized. The record is from RefSeq and is a predicted model, not a curated record. NCBI's taxonomy places the organism in Eukaryota, Viridiplantae, Streptophyta, Magnoliopsida, Solanales, Solanaceae. The transcript has 2 exons. Bases 193 to 618 code for a protein of 141 amino acids.
CAGACUUCUACAGUUUUUAAUGGGAUUGAAUGAGAGUUUUAGCAGUAUUAGAAGUAACAUUUUGGCUCGGAAACCAGUAGUAACUGUGAAUGAGGCAUAUGCAGUAGCAGCACAAGAAGAAAGUCAAAGAGCAUUGGGAGUUUCAGAGAGAACAAGAGAUCAUUUAACUCUCUUAGCAGGAAAAGCUCAGACAUGCACUCCAAGCCAAAGAAGUUUGUGCCUCCUGAUACAAUAUGUGAUCAUUGUGGAUUCAAAGGUCACUAUAAGAUUGAUUGCUACAAAUUGGUAGGAUAUCCACCAGGAUUUCAAAGCAAAAGAAAAGGAACUGCUGGUUACAAGAAUGACUACAAAGCAGCUGAAGGUUUUAGGCCUGACUUCAAACCAAAUGCACAUUUCACAAAGAAUGUUGAUGACUUCAAUGAUAGAAGAAAGCAAGCUGAAGGUGCACAUUUCACAAGGAAUGUUGAUUACUUCAAUGAUAGAGGAAAGCAAGCUGAAGGUCACAUGACACCACCUCAAUACCAAGAUCUGGUAAACAGGAUGGAUAGAGCAGAAACAUCAGAUUGUGUUGCUAAUAUGUCAGGGACUCUACGAUGGCAAGGUGUUGGGGAUUGGUAAAGAGAGGGAAGGAUUGUACAUUUUGAAGAAACAAAUAGUCACCAGUGCAUGCUAUGGCUACUGCAAAUAUGAGUAGAGAUGCAACAUUAUGGCAUUUGAG